This is a messenger RNA of Dothidotthia symphoricarpi CBS 119687, 760 nucleotides long. RefSeq lists its product as uncharacterized. NCBI's taxonomy places the organism in Eukaryota, Fungi, Ascomycota, Dothideomycetes, Pleosporales, Dothidotthiaceae. The transcript has 2 exons. The record is from RefSeq and is a predicted model, not a curated record. Bases 1 to 705 code for a protein of 234 amino acids.
AUGAAUUCUACGACCAUGAACGACGACAACAUGACCUUGAGCCGCACCGACUCCAGCUGGUCUUUUGAAGGCGGCGAUGAUGUGAUCAACAAGAAGACCAAUCAUGAUGACCAGCCUAACCCCACUGUGCCACCCACACGGACCUUGGUUUCUCGUCUCAACCUCCCUGUGUGCAGAUCGCAGGCUCAGGUGGACAUGCUUGCUCCUGGAUUAAGUGGUGAAUCGUCCCGGGAUGUUCAUGUAUCCUCGCCAGCAACAAACGAAGUGCCACUGAAAAAGAAAAAGGGGACGCUUGACCUCCGUGAAACGGCGAGGCAACCAAGUAUCACCCCCAGCCUCCUUUUCAAACGGACCAGACUAUUAGCCGCGAUUCCGACGGGGAUUGUUAGGAGAAUCUCGUUUCGAAUGACCAGCUCAAUCAGGAGGCCUCGAUCUGAACAACAGGAUAGUAGUUCUUCACUGUCAACUGGAUCUCCUUUGCCUUUGGACCGAGCUCCUGCGCCUAUGAGUGCCCAGAUCAGAUGGUCGGCUACUGAGUACAAGAACGAAACUGGACCACGCGGCGUCAUCCCAGGGUCGUGGCGCGAGCAGGCAGAGGAUACUGAGUUUUCGUUGCUCCAGGAGGAGCUGAGACUAUGGCAGGUAUACGAAAGGGAGUGUGUACAGCCUCAGGAGGAGGAACGUGGUCGUUCACGGACGCGAUAAGAGAACCUGAGGGUCUCUGAGGAAGUUUGUGAGGCUAAAUGAUUAUGGUUGGUGC